GUGCGUGUUGAAGUCAGACGCUGUUAGGCGCCGCCGGUUUGGCUAUUCGCCCGCCAUUUUGGCCCGCUCUGUGUGAAAGCAGCUCGGGCGGUCGCUUCGGCCUCGGGGGUGAGCAAGGAGAUUCCAGACUCAAUGAACUGAAAUGUCUGAGAAGUCAAGCCAGAGCACAAAAGCAAAGGACGGGAAAACGAAGUAUGCAACACUUAGUUUAUUCAAUACAUAUAAAGGAAAAACUCUGGAAACACAGAAAACUACAGUUGCAGCUCGUCAUGGAUUACAAAGUCUUGGGAAAGUUGCUGUUUCACGGAGAAUGCCCCCUCCAGCUAACCUCCCUAGUCUUAAAGCAGAAAACAAAGGCAAUGAUCCCAAUAUAAACAUUGUGCCUAAGGAUGGCACAGGUUGGGCUUCUAAACAAGAACAACAUGAGGAAGAAAAACAAGCAGAAGUCCCACAGGUGCAGCCAAAACCUGUAGCUCCUGUUCCUCCAGAGGCUCCUCCUGUUGUCAAAUCGUGGGCUAAUACCAAACAGGGUGGACAGGGUGACGGUCCUGGAGUUCCAAUAAAUAGUUAUUUCCAGCAAGAGUUUCCUAGUUUGCAGUCAGCUGGAGAUCAAGAAAAGGGAAAUAAAGAAAAAGAUACACCUGAAGAGCCUUAUGGUCCUGGACCAAGUUUGCGUCCACAAAAUGUUGCUAGUUGGAGAGAAGGUGGAGGCAGAAGUUUAAACUCUCCAAAUUCUCCAACUGAUCAAGAAGCAAAACCUCUUGUUCAAGAAGAUGGUAAUAUGCCUGGACCAACAGAACAAAGCGAUGUCCUUAAGGUUCCAGAAAAGAAGGAGAUACGGAUAGCACCACCUCCCCUACCUAAGAUGAAUGGCCAGCAACAGCCAGGGAUCCUUCCUCAGUAUAGAGGAAUGAUACCACCAUAUAUGCUAAAUCAGUACCCUAAACUAGCAUAUCCACCAGUGGCAGGUCCCAGCAGAUUUCCUGCCCCAUCUGAGAGCAGCAGAAACCCAAGAGGAAGGGGGCCUUCUUCACGGAACUCAGAAACUGUAGAACGUCCAGCAAUCCUAAGUGCUAACGAACUCAAAGAACUUGAUAAGUUUGAUAAUUUAGAUGCUGAAGCCGAUGAGGGCUGGGCUGGAGCUCAAAGUGAAGUAGAUUAUACUGAACAGUUGAACUUCAGUGAUGAUGAUGAACAGGGAAGUAAUCAGAAAGAACAGGAAAACAGUAAUGAAUUGACUAAAGAUGUAGACAAGAAAGAUGUAGAAGAACCUAAAUCAUCUUCUGCUUUGCCAUCGGUUGGAACAAAAGGAGCAUAUAGCAAAAGCAGUCAGUUUGACCAGGGACGUGGAGUGUUACCAUCACAAUCUUCAGUACUUGAGAGAAGUAAUACUUCUGGACUUCAUGCAAAAUCAAUUCUUCAGCAUCCACUUCCAGAUCGCAUGGCAGGAUCAGGAAGGCAAGGUUCCUUUCCUCCUAGGCCAGUACCAGAUGAUGAUGAGAUUUGGAAGCAGAGGCGAAGACAGCAGACAGAAAUAUCUGCAUCAGUAGAACGAGCCCGUAAAAGGAGAGAAGAAGAGGAGCGGAGAAUGGAGGAACAAAGAAAAGCUGCAUGUGCUGAGAAAUUAAAACGCUUAAAUGAGAAAUUUGGGUGUGUACCAAAGCCAGCUCAAGAAGACCCAUUGAAAGAAAAAGAAAAGAUCAGAGAAAAUGACAUUGAAAGGGAAAAGGAAACAACUAUUGAAAAGGAGAAAGAAAAAGUGAUAGAUGUGGAAAUAAAAGAAAAUCAAGACAAUGACAAAGAAAUUGAAAAGGAGAAAGAAAGAGAGGAGAAAGAAGAAGUGGAAGAGAUACCUAAAGUAGAUGAGAAACCUAAAACUGAAAUUUCUGAGCCUCAGGAGUCUGCCAUUGCCCCAGUAAUAUUAGAGAAACAAGAAAAAGAAACCACCAGUGAGGAAGAAAGAGACUGUCAACUUGUUUCCACCAUACAAGAAACUAGUCAUAACGAAAAAGACAAUUCACAUGAAAAUGAGCCUGAUUCUGGAGCUCAGCCUCGUCCUGCUGUUUCUUCUGGCUAUUCAAAGCAGUUUCAGAAAUCGUUGCCACCACGAUUUCAGAGACAACAGGAGCAAAUGAAGCAGCAACAGUGGCAACAACAGCAGCAAGGAGUUUUACCACAAUCUACACCAUCACAACCUUCUAGCAGUCCUGUUCCCCCGCCACCACCACAUAGACCAUUGUAUCAACCUAUGCAACCGCACCCCCCACAUUUGACUUCUGUGGGUUUUGAUCCAAGGUGGCUCAUGAUGCAGUCUUAUGUGGAUCCAAGAAUGAUGUCAGGAAGACCUACUAUGGAUAUGCCUCCCAUGCAUCCUGGAAUUAUACCUCCUAAACCACUUCUGAGGAGGGAUCAAAUAGAGGGGACCGGAGCUGGUUCAGAUUCUUUUGAUCAUGUUACUCGAUCAGCGAGGGAACAUGCCAUACCACUGACAGAAUCACAUAUGAUGUGGGGGUCAGAACCAUAUGCUCAUGCAGAUCCUCAACAGACUAGUACCUCCCCCAAAAUCCUUGAAGAAACUAUCGAUAUAAGGUCUGAAGAACUCUUGGAUCAAGAUCAAAUAACAGUUCAAGCAGUGUACUCAGGAGAAGAGGGUCAGUUAGACCCCCAUAUAAAGACAGACUUCUUCAAAAAAUCUGAGGAUGUGAACAUACAGACUUCAAGCAGGUCUUUAGAAAAUGCACAGCCACAUCAAUCUGAUACAUGUCCAUUGGCAGUAAAUGUUGAAGUAACUGCGGGAAAUAUUUCAGAAAGCUCCAAAGAACAACAGGUGCCUAUAGAAGAGAAUAAUUCUUCUCUGAAGAGAAGCAUUUCUCAUGGAUCAACUCAUUCUUUGAAAUCAGAAGAACCAGUGGGCAAUACACAGGCAAAUGUUCCCAAAAUAAACAACAGACACACUGAAACAAAAGAACCACUGCUGGAAAGAGUAGACAGCAAGCAAAAAAAGGAGGGGUUUACAAGUAGUAGGUUACUAGAGGGAUCAAAACCUGAAAAGCCCUUUAAACCUAAAUCUGAAACUAGGUGGGGUCCAAGGCCAGGAUAUGGUAGAAGAGAGGAAGGUAGUGACAGACCAAUGAGAAGAUCUGGUCCCAUCAAAAAGCCUAUUCUUCGUGAUAUGAAAGAAGAGCGUGAACAAAGAGAGGAACGUGAACAGAAGAAAGAACGGGAGGGAGAAAGACUGACAAACGAGAGAGUCAACAAAAUUGAGAAAAGGGAUCAGAUGCUCAUUUCCAGGUUAGAACCAGAGAAAGCCUCUACAGAUGAUAAGAAAACAUUGCAAAACAUAUCACAAACUGCAGAGUGUACAGACAACUCCACAGAACCUAUAAUUACAUCUACUGUUCAGCCUGUCACUGUACAGCAGGCAGCAGCAGUACUUCCUGUAUCUCAGCCGCCAGCUACAGUCCAAACACUUCCACCUUCAGUUCCACAGCCAAACACUCCACAAACUGCAGUUGAGGCUCCACCACUUAGUGUACAAGAGCUACCAGUUCAACAACCUGCAAAUGUGACGGAAGAAAAGCAGCCAGAAAAAAUAAUUAGCAAAGAACAAACCAUAGAAAGACCUGGUAUUGAAACCAGACCAGUAAAAAGGGAGCCUGGAGCACCUCCCAGAACAUACUGGAAAGAAAAUAGGGACUGGUUUCCAGACCAAGGAUACAGAGGAAGAGGACGUGGAGAAUAUUACUCUAGGGGGCGCAGCUAUAGAGGUUCUUAUGGAGGCAGGGGUCGAGGUGGCAGAGGUCACAAUAGAGAUUAUCCACAUUACCGAGAUAAUAAACCCAGAGUAGAACAUGUUGCCUCUGGUCCUCUUAGGCAGAGGGAGGAGAGUGAAACCCGUAGUGAGAGCUCUGAUUUUGAAGUAGUUCCAAAACGGCGAAGACAAAGAGGCUCAGAAACUGACUCUGACAGUGAAGUACACGAAAGUGCAAGUGAUACUCUUCUGUCAGACAAAGACAGCUUAAGCAAAGGCAAACACCCAAAGAGAGAAGAAAGGGCAGAUGUUAAAAAACCUUCAAAAGCCCUCCUAUCUUUCAAACCUGAAAAUAACAUUCGUGGGGACCAUAGAGUUGUUGAUAAAACAUAUAUAAGAGAAGAUGAAAAUAAGACCAAACCAGGUUUUCUUCCUAAAGGAGAACCUUCUAGACGUGGCAGAGGGGGGAUGUUUAGACGUGGUGGAAGGGAUCCAGUUGGUCGCCCACCUCGGCCAUCUAUUCUUAGGAGACCAGGAUACAGAGAGAAUCAGUGGAAUCCAAGACAAACAGAAAUCUCCAAGGCUGAAGAUGGAGAACCGCAACGAAGACAUGAACAUUAUGGCCCUAUACAGUUGGAUAAAAGACCUCCUGCAAAGUUUGAGAGGAAAUUUGAUCCUAUAAGGGAACGACCACGAAGGCAAAGGCCUGCACGACCUCCCAGGCAAGACAAGCCACCACGUUUUAGGCGAUUAAAAGAAAGAGAGGCGGCAUCAAAAAUAAUUGAAGUCACAACUAGUUCAUCAUCAAGUGUGGCAGUGAGUAAUGCUGUUAAUGAGCAGCCAAGCACUACCUUGGAGAUUUCAGAAAGUAAGACACCUGACUUGUCCAAUCAGAACUCUUCAGACCAGGCAAAUGAAGAAUGGGAAACUGCUUCAGAAAGUAGUGAUUUCAAUGAGAGACGCGAGAGGGAUGAAAAAAGAUUAGCAGACAUCACAGCACAGGGAGCUGUUAAGACAGGAGAAAAUACACUAAUUCCUAAAAGAGAAAUAGCUAAGAGAAGUUUUUCCAGUCAGAGACCUGGGGUUGAUCGGCAGAAUCGCCGUGGCAAUAAUGGCCCAUCCAAAUCUGGACGAAACUUUUCAGGGCCAAGAAAUGAAAGGAGAAGUGGCCCUCCAAUAAGACCUGGAAAAAGGGGACCAUUUGAAGAACCGAUCCCUGUUGUGAUUAGCACUGAAUCAGUAAGCAGCAAUUUGCAUCAGGAGGAAAACGGUAACAGUGCUGCUGUGUCAAAAGGUUCCAAAGAUAGCAACAAGAAGCGGGAAGAGACCAAGUCUGGCCCAAAGAAACCCAAAGAGAAAGUGGAUGCAAUCUCUCAGUUUGAUCUUAAUAACUAUGCAAGUGUUGUCAUUAUUGAUGACCAUCCUGAAGUGACUGUAAUCGAAGAUUCCCAAUCCAGCUUGAACAAUGAUGGUUUUACUGAAGUAGUGUCAAAAAAACAGCAAAAACGUUUGCAAGAUGAAGAACGUAGAAAAAAGGAAGAACAAACAGUGCAGGUCUGGACCAAAAAGAAUUCAAAUGAAAAAGGAAGAUGCACAAGUUCUAAGCUACCGCCCAGGUUUGCCAAAAAACAACAACAGGCAACUGCAGCGGCGGCGGCUGCAGCUGCUGCUCAACAAGGUCAGGCUCAACCACAAGUCCCAUUGCAAGGUGUAUCUCAGAUUCCAAGUCCACAAACUUCAGUUCAGGCACAAACACCAGCAACUUGUGCAUUGAACAUCUGUACAGACUAUGCAGGAACAAGCAAAACUCUGCAGAAUGCAGCUUCCCAUAAUGCUGUAGGAACUGAAUUUUGGGAUAAUAAAGUACCCCCUACAAGUGUCCUCAAUGACAUCUCUAAAAAAUUGGGGCCUAUUAGUCCUCCACAGCCACCUUCUGUCAGUGCAUGGAAUAAGCCUUUGACAUCAUUUGGAUCAGCUACUUCACCAGAGGGAACCCCUGCCGGACAGGAAAGUGGAAUUGAUUUGGGAAUAGAAACAAUUCAGUUUGGAGCUCCAGCCUCUAGUGGGAGUGAUAGUGAAGUUGGGCCAGUUUCAGAUAAGACCUCAGAGAAGCUUCUUGAACCAAAAGAACAAAGGCAGAAACAACCACGCGCAGGACCUAUAAAAACACAAAAGCUUCCAGAUAUGAAUCCAGUAGAAAGCAAAGAAUACAAGCCUGGCCCAAUUGGGAAAGAGCGAUCACUAAAGAACAAAAAAGUAAAGGAGGCACAACAAGGCGAUUCUGAGAUGCAAGAAAAGUCCAGUGCUAAUACAGUCAGAAGCUCAGAUCCUAUUACUUCUAAAGAAAACAAAUCAACUAAUGAACUUAGUACAGAAAUAGGAACAAUGAUAUCAGUGUCAGCUGCAGAAUUUGGAACAACUCAAAAAGAGUCUGUAACAGACUAUACAACACCGUCUUCUCAUUCGAGUACAGUGGCAACACACAGUUCAAAGAUGGAGGAGGCUUUAGUUACAAAUGUGCCCCUGCCCCACACCCUUCCCCUCCCUAGGAGGGAGACUCUACAACAGAGCUCCAGCCUAACUCCAGUUUCUCCCGCUACCGUCGACCUCACCCUCAAGAUGGAAUCUGCUCGCAAAGCAUGGGAGAAUUCACCAAACGUGGGAGAAAAGAGUUCACCUGUUACAUCAUCAGCAUCUCCUGUUACUGGUGGUAAUAGUAGUAGCAGUGGAGGUGGGAAUAGCAGCAGUAGCAGUGGACCAACCAGUGGUACAUACAGCUCUUUUUCAAGUGCAUCCAUGCCUCCCAUUCCUGUAGCUUCUGUUACACCUACAACUUCAUUGUCAGGAGCUGGAACAUACACUACUUCCUCUCUAAGUACAAAAUCCACUACAACCUCCGAUCCACCCAACAUCUGUAAAGUGAAGCCACAGCAAUUACAAACAAGCAAUUUAGCAUCUGCUGGUCAUUUUUCCCAGUUAAGCUGUAUGCCAUCCCUGAUUGCCCAACAACAGCAAAGUCCACAAGUCUAUGUGUCUCAAUCAGCUGCAGCUCAAAUUCCUGCAUUCUAUAUGGAUACAACUCACUUAUUCAAUACCCAACAUGCCCGUUUGGCUCCUCCUUCACUUGCCCAGCAGCAAGGAUUUCAACCAGGACUCUCACAGCCUACUUCAGUUCAGCAGAUACCAAUUCCGAUAUAUGCUCCUCUUCAAGGACAGCAUCAAGCUCAACUGAGUUUAGGAGCAGCACCUGCUGUGUCCCAGGCCCAGGAGUUGUUUAAUUCUUCUCUGCAGCCCUAUAGAUCUCAGCAGGCAUUUAUGCAGAGUGGCUUGUCUCAGCCAUCUCCAGUGGUUCUUUCGGGCACAGCUUUACACAACUUCCCAACAGUACAGCAUCAAGAACUUGCCAAAGCACAGUCAAGUCUUGCAUUUCAACAAACAUCCAACACUCAGCCUAUUCCUAUCUUGUAUGAGCACCAGUUAGGUCAAGCUUCAGGAUUAGGAGGUUCCCAACUUAUUGAUACACACCUACUCCAGAUGACAGUACCUAUACCAGGAUCACAACUUUCUUUGCCCAACUUUGGAUCAGCAGGCCAGCCUUUAAUUGCUCUUCCACAAUCCCUUCAACCUCCUUUACAGCACACUCCACCACAACCUCAGGCUCAAAGCCUGAGUCGGCCAACACAAGUGGGUCAGCCUUUCAGAGGACUAAUUCCAGCUGGCACUCAGCACAGCAUUAUAACGGGAAAGAUGUCAGAAAUGGAUUUGAAGGCUUUUGGAAGUGGCAUUGAUAAGCCAGGCACACCUCCAGUUUCUGGACGAAGCACCACCCCAACUUCUAGCCCUUUCCGGGCCGUCUCUACAAGUCCAAACAGUCAGACCAAUAAAAUGAACACCAUUAUUUACCAGAAACAAUUCCAGUCAGCAGCUGUGAGAAUGACUCAACCAUUUCCUCCUCAGUUUGCACCACAGAUCCUCUCUCAGCCUAACCUGGUCCCUCCAUUGGUAAGAGCCCCACAUACUAACACCUUCCCAGCACCUGUUCAGAGGCCGCCAGUGGCACUGGCUAGUCAGAUGCCACCUCAGAUGACCACAGGUCUUUUGAGCCACCCUCGUUUGCCACAUAUGGCGAGGGGUCCUUGUGGAUCAUUCUCUGGAGUCAGAGGCAAUCAGGCCCAGGCUGCGAUGAAGGCUGAACAAGACAUAAAGGCAAAACAGAGAGCAGAAGUCAUUCAGUCAACACAGAGAUUUUUCUCUGAGCAGCAGCAGCAGCAGCAGAGCAAGCCACCUGGAGGCAAAAUACAGAAAGUGGGUGACAGUGGGAAUAAAGCUCCAGAGGCAGUGACAGACUCCACUUCUGGAAUCUGUCAAGACAAAGUGGAAGAGAAACAGAAUGCUACAACAGCACCCAAGCCUAUUAGAACUGGUCCAAUCAAACCUCAGGCCAUCAAGACAGAAGAAACAAAAUCAUAAAAUGGUGUGUCUGCAUACAAAUAUGAAGAGUGAAAUGACAGCCAAACAAACCUUUAGCCCAGAGAGGGCAAAGCAUACCUGUUCAAAGCUAUGAGUAGCAAAAACAGAAACAGAUGUGAGUGCUAAAGAUCUGGAAUCGGGGGACUUUUCUAUGGGACAUUUUGUAUGCCAUUGCAUGAAUGAAUAUGAUCAAUCAGAAUUGAAGCACCUGUCUGCUUUUUCAGUGGUGCAAAACUAAAUAAUGCUCCUGAGGCAUUUUGUUAGCCAAAGGUAAACAUUCUACUUUUUGCUGCUGAUUUGUUUAGAGAAGAAGGGCAGAUCGGAGAAGACCAUGCUGGGAUAGAACGCUGGGUUUGAUUUUGGGCUGCUCAUGUUGAAAUACGAUUUUCUUUCAGAAUGGAGCAGGAGAAUUUAUGACCAUGAAUAAAGUCAUAAAGAGCAAUUUCCCCCCCCCCCCCCCCACUUUUCCCUACUUCCCAUUACACAUUAUUUCAUUUUGUAAAUGUUUGAUGUCAGAUUUCCAAGAAAGGCAGGAGGUGGCUGCUACUACAGUUUGAUUAUGGUGCUGAAUUUAACUGAAAAAAAAAUAUUAAUUGCUUCUCGUGUUAAUAUAAUAUCAGAAGGGCAGUUUCGGGAGUCUCCCUUUUAUAUUGCCAGUUACAUUGAGCUACAACGAGACAGUGCUUGAGAAGAAAGCCUUUGGCCUUGAAAUGCUUCUCAAUUUAUGAGUAUAAAGCAGCAAGCAUUUGAUUUUGGGCCACAAAAACAGAUAUUUAUAUCAGAGCUGCAUCACACUUUCUUUCUGCUCAUUGUGCUGGAAAAUAGAAUCAAGUCAAAUAAUGCCUUCUUAAUUGUAUCCUUUAAUAGUAUAGCUGUAGGAAAAGUACUGUAUGAUAACUUCUGUGAAUGUAAAAUAUCUCAUUCCUGCUUACAAUAUGUAGUUGUGACUGUGCUAUAGCAGAGCUGUAAAAUGAAGUUAUUCAGACUUUUCAAGUCACUUGGAGGGCACCACAUGGCACAUCAUACCAAACUAUUUUCUCUGACAAUUUUCCCAACCCCUUUCUGGAACAAAGAAUGAAUCAAAAACAAUGUAAUGUGUAUAAUUUUGUUCAGAUGAUGGCAAAAUCUGGAAAAGUCUGUUGCUGCUAUUGAUGCCUAGUGAAAUGCUGUUGGUUAUCUUUUUUAUAUAAAUAUUAUAAUUUGCAUUUUUUUGGAAAUUUAGCUGUGAUGUCAGCUUUGGGGAAAGAUAUCCACUUGUACUGUGAUUUGGCAUUGUACAGAAAUUAACAGCCAUAUUGGUCUAGAAAAGUUUAAACUUUUUUUUUCAUUUGUACAGGGGUAACGCACUGUAUUAAAUAUGUAAGGUCUUAUUUACAUGGGUUUGAUUACAGAAACUAAUAAAAUAUUCUCUACAUAAAA
Notechis scutatus (mainland tiger snake) is the source of this 9640-nucleotide messenger RNA. The record is from RefSeq and is a predicted model, not a curated record. NCBI's taxonomy places the organism in Eukaryota, Metazoa, Chordata, Lepidosauria, Squamata, Elapidae.